GCCCGUCUCUCCCACCUUGCUCUCUUUUUCUCUCUCUCCAUCGCUUUCUUCUAUUUCGGUUGUCUCUAAUCAUCGCUUUCUUUUUCCUUUUUCUCUGUGGCAUUGGGGGAGGGAGUCGAGUAGAAUAAUAGAAGAAAGAUAGGAGAAAGAGGGCUCUCUGUCUCGCGAAUUGGGGGAAUAUGGAUCGUCUUUGGAAAUUGGAGUUCGUGCGGCGGCUUUGAUGCCGGAGCGUAGUUUUGGAAUUUGAUUUUCGCAGAAUCUAGGGUUUGGAUUGAGGAGUCGCACUAUAGGGUUUUGGUUUCAGAGAGUUCGGUUCUUCGUCUCAACUCUGAGUUGUUGUUGUGCUUGAACAUGCAAUGGAGCAGGCAUCUGGUGGUUUGAAACCAACAGGUCCUUCAAAUAUCUCUGCGGUGAAGACUAUGCAAAAGGUCAGAAGCAGUGCAUGGGGAAUUCCAUCUGGAUCCAAUGCUUAUCAUGGAUCAAGUGAUGCAAGCCUUUUCUCAAGUUCCUUACCCGUUCUUCCACAUGAGAAAUUGAUAGACGAGGCUUCUUCUGAAAUAAAUAAGCUGAGUAAAAAGAUGGAGGGUAAGGAUUCUGUCGAUGAUCUUGACUUUCAUGGGAUUGGGAGUCUGUUGCCUGAUGAUGAAGAGGAGCUUUUAGCUGGAAUUAUGGAUGAUUUUGACCUUAAUGGGUUGCCAAGUCAUGUGGAGGAGUUAGAAGAGUAUGAUCUUUUUGGCAGUGGAGGGGGUAUAGAGUUGGAUUCUGAUCCUAUAGAGAGCCUCACCAUUGGAAUGGCAAAGGCAAGUAUUGCCGAUAGCUAUACCGGUAAUGGGAUUAAUCAGUACAGCCUUCCAAAUGGUGUAGGAACUAUUGCUGGGGAACAUCCAUAUGGAGAGCAUCCUUCUAGAACUUUAUUUGUGCGGAACAUUAAUAGUAAUGUUGAAGAUUCAGAAUUGCGGUCUCUGUUUGAGAUAAGAGAGACUCCACACAAGCGGCACCAUAAAUUUAUUGAGUUCUAUGAUGUCAGAGCGGCAGAAGCUGCCCUUCGGGCAUUGAAUAAGAGUGAUAUAGCUGGCAAACGGAUAAAGCUGGAACCUAGCCGUCCUGGUGGAGCUCGUAGAAACUUGAUGCAGCAAUUGACUCAUGAAUUGGAACAAGAUGAAACCAGAAUUUAUAGGCAUCAUUUGGGAUCACCUAUAACCAACUCUCCUCCAGGUACAUGGGCACAAUAUGGCAGUCCAAGUGAUAACAAUCCACUUCAAGCUCUCAGCAAAUCCCCAGCUGGGGGAGCAAUGAGCUCUAUGGGCAUCAACCAUUUGCCUGGAUCAGCUUCUGUACUAACUCCUGUGAUGUCAAACUCUAUGAAAAUUGCACCAAUUGGGAAAGACCAAAACCGGGGUAACCAAAUAGAACAGCUUUCCUCUAAUAGCAGCUCAUCACAUGGUGUUGCAUUUCAGCAUUCUCAUUCCUUUCCGGGGCAUAAUAAUGGAGUUGCAAGCUCCAGUCCAGGAACCCUAUCUUCUUUUGGUCUUUCAACUUCAAAUGCAUCUGGGGUUGGAACAUUGAGUGGACCUCAGUUUCUCUGGGGCAGUCUAACUCCUUAUUCAGAGCAUUCCCAAUCAUCUGCUUGGCAGUCACCAUCUAUUGGGCACUCAUUCACUUCCAAUGGCCAUGCACGAGGGCAGGGAUUUCUUUAUUCAAAUCACCAUGGUUCUUUCAUUGGGUCAUCACACUCUCACCAUCACCAUCAUGUGGGGUCAGCUCCCUCGGGUCUUCCUUUCGAAAGGCACUUCGGUUUUGUUCCUGAGUCACAGGAUACAUCUUUCAUGAGCCAGGUCACAUACGGAAACAUGGCUAUCAGUCGAAAUGAUGGAAGCUUAAUGUUGAAUAUGAGUGCUCGGGCCUCUAUGAAUCCUGGGAUUGCUUUAUCUGGAAAUAUAUCUGAUAAUAGUUCACCUAAUUUCAGAAUGAUUUCCUCACAGAGACUGGGCCAUACAUUCUUUGGCAAUGCACCUUAUUCUGGAUCAGGUUCUGUUAGCAGUGAGGGCCUGGUUGAGCGAGGUCGCAGUCGCCGAGUUGACAACAGUGGGAGUCAAGUAGAUAUCAAGCAGUAUCAGCUUGACUUGGAAAAAAUUGUCAGUGGGGAAGAUACCCGAACAACAUUAAUGAUAAAAAACAUUCCAAAUAAGUACACCUCCAAGAUGUUGUUAGCAACCAUAGAUGAAAGUCAUAAGGGUACCUAUGAUUUCCUCUACCUGCCAAUUGAUUUUAAGAAUAAAUGCAAUGUUGGUUAUGCAUUUAUAAACAUGGUGUCCCCUUCUCAUAUCAUCUCGUUUUAUCAGGCAUUCAGUGGGAAAAAAUGGGAGAAGUUUAACAGUGAAAAAGUUGCCUCAUUGGCAUAUGCUAGAAUUCAGGGCAAAGCAGCACUUGUUGCCCACUUCCAGAACUCAAGCUUGAUGAAUGAAGACAAGCGUUGCCGCCCUAUUCUUUUCCAUUCUGAGGGGCCAGAAGCUGGUGAUCAGGAAGCAUUUCCAUUAAAUGGUAUGAACAUUCGUCUGCGGCCACAAGAUGGGACUGUUUCUGGAGGGGACCUGGCAGGAAGUCCAACAAAGGAUAAUCCAAACGAGAAGCCAGAGAAGAGCACCCUAGCUGAAGGUUCGGAAGUGUAGUGUUUACAUCAAACAGGUGGUUGUGAAUGCUAACCGUUCUAUAGGUAUUCGAUUGUAUAAAACCGUGAGAAGGAAAUCGGAGGUGCAAUUGUCUGAUGGGGUGCAUCCACUUUUUAAGUGAUGGAUGUGCUAUUGCAUAUAUUAAAUUGUGCAUGAAGGAUAGGUUUGACGGUGCUCCUUUUUGUGUAUAGAAAGAAAUUGAUGUCUAAUGGUGUAUAGGUGAUAUUUUAAAUUGGUCCUUCAGCAACCACAUUGCUCGUAAUUGAGCAUGGUUGCAGCCAUUUCUUUUGGUUCUCUUAUCCCUAUAUUUAGUUUUUCUUGUACUAUGUUUAUUUCGUAAUUAAUAUAGUUUUGAAUUGUAUAAAGGGACAUAACUUGCUUGGUCACAAUCUUAUUUUUAGUUAUU
Messenger RNA from Elaeis guineensis (African oil palm), 3075 nucleotides. NCBI's taxonomy places the organism in Eukaryota, Viridiplantae, Streptophyta, Magnoliopsida, Arecales, Arecaceae. The record is from RefSeq and is a predicted model, not a curated record.